Molecule: messenger RNA, 935 nt
Organism: Dimorphilus gyrociliatus
Lineage: Eukaryota; Metazoa; Annelida; Polychaeta; Dinophilidae
Source: the annotation of a GenBank genome assembly
ACUAUUUAAUACCAGUUUCCUGCAUGUGUCAACUGCAAGAGAUAUUGCAAAUAUAAAUUGUAACUUUUAUUAUUAGUAUCGUUCGGUUCCUGCAAAAUUUUUUGAUACAUUUAUAAAUUGAUAUGGAAGAAACUGCUAAUAAGGAUUAUGAACCUGAGAAGAUUGACGAAAAAGCAGGAAAACAGGAUGAGAGCGAUAAUGCAGAUAAAAUUGAGCCUACAUUAUCAAAAAAACAGCAGAAAAAGCUUGCUAAAUACGAAAAAAGAAUGGCAUUCAGAUCAGAAAAAAGACAACAGGAAAAAUUGAGGAAAAAAGAAAGAAGGAAAGAAUGUUUGGAAAAGGGUCUUGAAGUACCACCAUCCAGAAAAAGUCUCAAGAAGAGGAAAAUGAAAGAAUCCUCUUGCCAGAUUCGUGUUGUUAUGGACUGUGGAUUCAACGAUUUAAUGAAUGAAAAGGAUAUUGGUUGCUUAUCAAAGCAAAUACAAAACUCUUACGCCGUGAAUAGAAGAGCUCCGUCACCUCUACAAUUACACAUAUGCAAUGCGAGCGGUGAACUUUUAAAUCAACUUCAAAUUAAAGGCUCGGACAAUUGGGACAUUGUUUUCUUAGACAAACCUUAUUACGAGGAAUUUGAUAAAAAAUCAAUUGUUUACCUAAGUAGUGAUUCGGAAAAUGUUUUAAAUACUCUUGAAGUGGAUAAGGUUUAUAUAAUAGGAGGUCUGGUCGAUCACAAUCAUUCAAAAGGACUUUGCUUAAAGUUAGCCGAAGAACGAGGUAUUUCUCAUGCACAGCUACCAAUAGGAAAAUAUAUACAAAUGUGUCAAAGAAAAGUUCUAGCGGUUAACCAUGUUUUUGAUAUUUUGUUAAAGUUUAGUGAACAAAAUGAUUGGAAAGAAGCUUUUGAAACAGUUUUACCUAAAAGAAAAAAAGUUUAA